ACUUCAAGUUACUUCGACUCGCCACUGCCUGAUAACAAAAAUGGCGCACAUGAUGGCGAGAUCGAGACUUGGACUGUUUGCAUUUAAAUAUAAUAAUCGAGUGAAAUCGCGAAUUUUAGUACCCUUAAAGUAUCAACGAUUAUGUUUCCAUACAAACUGGAUAUUGGAUGCAAAGGGCAAGGAAUUAUUGAUGCCGUCGUUAUCGCCAACCAUGGAAACUGGCACAAUCGUUAAAUGGUUAAAGAAGGAAGGUGACAAAAUUAGUCCUGGAGAUGCAAUUGCCGAUAUUCAAACCGAUAAGGCGGUGAUGGCUAUGGAGGUAGAAGACGAAUUAAUCCUUGCAAAAAUUCUUGUGCCCGAAGGAACCAAAGAUAUUAAAAUAGGAACAUUGAUCGCUCUUACCGUAGAAGAGGGCGAGGAUUGGAAAUCUGUAGAAAUGCCUGAUGCUCCUGCGGCUCCUGCGGCUCCUGCUAAAUCUCCGACACCUUCUGCUCCUGCUCCGUCGUUAAGUCAACCGACUGCGCCACCCCCACCAGGACAGCAAAAUGUUCCCAUGCCUGCGCUUUCUCCAACCAUGUCAACAGGUACAAUUGUAAAGUGGUUAAAAAAGGAAGGCGAUGAAAUACAACCGGGAGAUGCGAUAGCCGAGAUACAAACUGACAAAGCGGUAAUGACUUUUGAAAUGGAAGAUGAGGUUGUACUCGCAAAGAUUUUGGCACCCGAAGGUAGUCAAGUGGACGUGGGUCAAUUAAUUGCUGUUACAGUCGAGAAGGGAAUGGAUUGGAAACAAGCUGUCAUACCACAAGUGCUUAAGGUUACUCCAAGCGUUGCCCCUGCAGUUGCAAAGCCCGACGAAAAGGGACAGGUAUACGGAUUAGCAGUCAAGCUGUUGCUAGAGGAAUAUGGUUUAGAUCCUAAUUCUAUCAAGGGCACCGGUCGUCCUAAUCGAAUUCUUAAAAGUGACGUGCUAACAUACAUACAAGCAAAUAAUAUAAAAAAGGUUCAACUUAAAGCUGCUGCCCCACCAAAGGUCGAAGAAGUUAAAAAGUCACCUCCUACGGUACCGGGUCGUCCAUCAGCUUACGAAGAUAUACCCGUAUCGAAUAUUCGAAGUGUUAUCGCGAAACGUCUUGGAGAGUCUAAAUCGAAUAUACCUCAUUCUUACUCGACCAUUGACAUCAAGAUCAACAAACUGCUCGAGAUCCGAAAUCAAUUAAAGCAGGAUGGUAUAAAUGUAUCGGUCAAUGACUUUAUCACGAAAGCUGUGGCUCAUGCGCUUGUCGAAUGUCCCGGAAUCAACACCUUAUAUACGAAGGAUAAAAUCGUGCGUUCUCCAAACGUAGAUAUUUCUAUAGCAGUUGCGUCUCCUACGGGUCUUAUCACGCCGAUCGUAUUUGAUGCGCCGUCUAAAAGUUUAGUAAACAUUUCUACGACCAUCAAAGAAUUAGCUGGAAAGGCAAAAGCUGGAACUUUGAAGCCACAUGAAUUUCAAGGAGGAUCCUUUACAAUAUCCAAUUUGGGAAUGUUUGGUAUUAAAGAAUUUUCCGCCAUUAUAAAUCCUCCGCAAACUGCCAUCCUUGCUGUUGGAACAGGACGCCCGGAACUGAGUGAUUCUUUGGAAGCUAUCACCAAGAUGAUGACAACGUUAUCAUAUGAUAGACGUGCCAUUGCUGAGGAUGAUGCAGCUGACUUUUUAGCAGUACUGAGAGCUAUGUUGGAGGAUCCAGCUUUUCUUGCUAUUGGAAAAAUCCAAGCAUUAAGACAUAUGAACGAUUGAACACGCAAUGUACAUAUAGUAAGGAAAGGAGGACGAUGAUAAGAUUUACAAACGUGUUGCAUAAAUUUGUAGUAACUUUCAGUAAAAUUCGAGUGUGAAUAAGUGAUCGUUGAUACAAGUUGAUGCCGUGGUGUCAUAUCUGAGCUAUAUUCGAGAAAAUAUAAUUUUACAUAGUCUAUCGUUUCGAUCUUAUCACCUGCUAGUCACCAAAAGGUUUUAAACCUUGUGAUAUUAUCAUCAAAGAAGAACUUUAAUGAUAGUCGUAUUUACUGCCAAGUAAAGUACAAUGAUACAUUAAAUGAAAACUUUUAGUUUCAAAUAAUUGUAGAAAACUUCAUAUAGAAGAUCAAAAAACACAAGAUUUCAAGAGAUUGACAUUAAGUUUUAUAUAUUUAAAAAAUUGCGGUGUGUGUGCGGUAAUCAUUGUAACUCGGCAUUUAUAAUUUCAUUGUUUCUUUUCCAAAUCUGCUCAAAAUGAGAAAACUGACAAACAUAAUGAUAUUUAAUGGAUUUACUAUAUGCAGUUUUGUAUAUAAGUAAUUGUGUUUCAUAUAAUAAAUUGCUUUUUAUGCUCUCUGUGUGUAUGUACGUACAUACGUACAUACAUGCAUACAUCACACAAAAGCGCGCGCGCAAUAUCACACCCCGUUGAUAAGAAAUAUAUGUAAUACCGUUGUAUGUUUGAAAUAAUUAAAGUAUAGAUAAUGGUGUUAACAUGCAAUAAGAAUAUCAUAUAAAUAGGUUUUAACGGUAUUACAAGUGUUUUACCCUUCUCUUUUAUAAAACAAGGAGAAGUAUGUAAAAUUUAUGCAUAUGCGUGGACUUAAAUUAUAAUUUAUAUUUAACAAAUAUCAUUGGCAUAAUGUUAACACGAAACCAUUGUCUUAUAUUGUAAAUAAAAUAUUUAUUGUUUAAUAU
This is a messenger RNA of Vespula pensylvanica (western yellowjacket), 2695 nucleotides long. Its product is annotated as dihydrolipoyllysine-residue acetyltransferase component of pyruvate dehydrogenase complex, mitochondrial-like. Gene Ontology annotation, biological process: pyruvate decarboxylation to acetyl-CoA. Bases 41 to 1777 code for a protein of 578 amino acids. Gene Ontology annotation, cellular component: pyruvate dehydrogenase complex; mitochondrion. Lineage: Eukaryota; Metazoa; Arthropoda; Insecta; Hymenoptera; Vespidae. The record is from RefSeq and is a predicted model, not a curated record. Gene Ontology annotation, molecular function: acyltransferase activity. The transcript has 12 exons.